GGCUUUGCAAUUCUUGGUGUAUCGAAGAACACGUUGAUGGCUCAGGAGCUAUCAGAGCAUAUGCACAAACAUUCCAAGUUGCCAGUUCAUUCAUUCAACUAUGGAUGACUGGAUCUAAGAGGAUCAAAACAGCCCUCGCUACAUUUCUCAAUCGGCCCCCUGGCCGUUGAGGCAGUCGAACACUAUAAGCGUGCCCUUGAAAAGACAGCUAUGGAGGGCCAGCGAGUCGCGGGGCUUAUUAUAUCGAAUCCACACAAUCCUCUUGGCAGAUGUUAUUCUCAAGCCAGCCUACUCAGCCUCAUGAGGUUCUGCUCCAAGAACGACAUGCACUUCAUCAGCAACUAAAUCUACGCCUUGUCGAUGUGGGACAAUAAGGUGGACCAAGGGCAUGAACCAGUGCCGUUCACAUCGUGCCUGUCACUCAACUCAACUGACUUAACACCCGACCGAAUCCAUACAAUUUGGGGUAUGUCGAAGGACUUCGGCGCGAAUGGGCUGCGGAUCGGGGCUAUCAUCUCCCAGUCCAAUCCGUCUCUGCAUAAAGUAUUAGCGGCCGUAGCGCUUUACAGCUCUCCAUCUUCUGCAUCGGAUCACAUUGCAGCCAACAUUCUCGAAGAUGAAAAGUGGUCAGACAUGUUCAUCCAGACGAACAGGACAAGGCUUGCCGAUAGGUACGGGCUUGUCGCGCGCUGGGCGAACACCCACGGCAUCCCCUACACGACCGGCGCGAACGCGGCUUUCUUCCUCUGGGCUGAUCUUGGGAGUGCUUGGGAAACGCAUAAUUCUGGAGCUGUCAAAGACGAGGACCUGGAUGACUUCUUGAUGAAGCUUUUUCUGAAACACAAGGUUUAUGUUUCUUCGGGAAAAGACUUUGGUUCUGAGAGUAACGGGUGGUUCCUUAUCGUGUUCUCUCAGGAUGAAAUCCAGUUGCUUACUGGCCUGGAAAGAGUUGCUACUGCACUA
Colletotrichum acutatum is the source of this 963-nucleotide messenger RNA. Its product is annotated as pyridoxal phosphate-dependent transferase. The record is from RefSeq and is a predicted model, not a curated record. Gene Ontology annotation, molecular function: transaminase activity; pyridoxal phosphate binding. The transcript has a single exon. The annotation marks the transcript as partial. NCBI's taxonomy places the organism in Eukaryota, Fungi, Ascomycota, Sordariomycetes, Glomerellales, Glomerellaceae. Gene Ontology annotation, biological process: biosynthetic process; amino acid metabolic process.